Fragaria vesca subsp. vesca is the source of this 1152-nucleotide messenger RNA. RefSeq names its product pentatricopeptide repeat-containing protein At4g19440, chloroplastic-like. The coding region runs from base 1 to 1152 and encodes 383 amino acids. The transcript is spliced from 4 exons. The record is from RefSeq and is a predicted model, not a curated record. NCBI's taxonomy places the organism in Eukaryota, Viridiplantae, Streptophyta, Magnoliopsida, Rosales, Rosaceae.
AUGGUGAAGAUGGUUGCUCUGACUCUGAGGUCCCUCUACCGCUCAGGCAGCUCCGUCGCCGUCAACAAAUUAUUAUUAUGGGUAGAUUUGCAUGAUGGACUAGAGCAGUAUGCAUUUCGAAUGUUUGAUUAUCUGAGACAAGAGGGGCUGGCUGAUGAAGCCAACCAGAUAUUCAGGCCUCUCUUACAGAAAAAGAGAGCCAAUGUGCCGGCUGUGGCGGUUUUUACUUACAUGAUUGAUGCAUUGCUCACUAGUGGGGACACCAAUAUGGCUCUCAACGUGUACAGGUACAUAUUAGCCACUGGAGUCACUCCCAGCUCCUUCACCUGCAAUGUGCUGAUCCUGGGACUUUCGGUUGCAGCUUGGAGUGUUUUGUGGAAAUGUUGGAUAAGGGAAGGAAGCCCAAUUAUGUUGUUUUUAGAAGGGUGUUUUGCAGACAUUGCCUGGCUGGAGACGGUGGAGGAGGUCAGGGGGUUCCUUGGGUUUGUUCCUGAUGACGACUGUUUUGAUUUUGAUAAAGAAAACCUGGAGGAUAUGAUCAAGGCAAUGAAGCUGCAUGUUUAUCUUGUGACGACAGCUGAUGAUGACAUGCGAAGAGUCUUACAUGACUGGCUCAAGCAAGGCACCCAGAAACAGGCAGACAACAUGCGGAAGGCUUUACUUGAUGAUGGAAAUAGACACGAGGCGUGGAUGCUCUUUGAGAAGCAGUACUCUGAGUCGAGCAUGCACCACAUGGUUGUACUUUAUACCUGUGUUAUUGAAACCUUCAUCAAUGCUGGUAAGACGAAGGGUGCUCUGGAGGUGUACCAGCACAUGUUGGAUGAUGGGUAUGCUCCGUGCUCCUACACUUACUCUAUUUUGAUCAAGGCACUCGCUGCUGAUCCCAGCUUCUUCGGAGAUGCAAAGAAGUACUUUCUUGAGAUGAUGGAGAAAGGGAUACGGCCCAAUGCUGCUACCUACACUGCCGUGUUAGAGGGAUUUGCAAGGCAGGAGGACAAUGCAGCUGUGGAGGAAGGCAGAAAGUUUGUGAAGGUGAUGAUGGUCAAGGGGUUUGUGCCUUACACCGAGGAUGUGAUGAAGGUUUUAAGGGGGAAACCAGAACCUGCAGUUACAAGGGUCAUGGAUAUCAUGUCUUCCAAGUGGAACUACUGA